Molecule: messenger RNA, 3695 nt
Organism: Marmota monax (woodchuck)
Lineage: Eukaryota; Metazoa; Chordata; Mammalia; Rodentia; Sciuridae
Gene: Plcxd1
Product: phosphatidylinositol specific phospholipase C X domain containing 1
Exons: 9
Coding region: 1094-2065 (323 amino acids)
Biological process (GO): lipid metabolic process
Molecular function (GO): phosphoric diester hydrolase activity
Source: RefSeq, a predicted model, not a curated record
GAGGACGGGGCGGAGACUGCAGAGGAGGAAUUCCAGGGCGCUGGCGGCAGGGCCUUGGGAGCCCCGGGGGUGGGGAGGUGAGGACCCCAUGACUCAAGAAGACCCGGGAAAACAGAAAGGAGCAGCACCCCAACAACGUAGAGCACAGCACAGACUCCCUGAGACUCAGCACCCAGCACCACUGCAGACAGCACAGCACAGACUCCCUGAGACUCAGCACCCAGCACCACUGCAGACAGCACAACAAACACAGCCUGAGACUCAGCACCCAGCACCACUGCAGACAGCACAGCACAGACCUCCCUGAGACGCAGCACCCAGCACCACUGCAGACAGCACAACAAACACCUUCCUGAGACUCAGCACCCAGCACCAGUGCAGACAGCACAGCACAGACCUCCCUGAGACUCAGCACCUAGCACCACUGCAGACAGCACAGCACAGACUCCCUGAGACUCAGCACCCAGCACCACUGCAGACAGCACAACAAACACCUUCCUGAGACUCAGCACCCAGCACCAGUGCAGACAGCACAGCACAGACCUCCCUGAGACUCAGCACCUAGCACUACUGCAGAGAGGACAACAAACACAGCCUGAUAUUCAGCACCCAGCACCACUGCAGAGAGUACAACGAACACCUCCCUGAGAGUUAAUACCUCGCACCAUUGCAGACAGCACAGCACACACCUCCCUGAGACUCAGCACCCAGCACCACUGCAGACAGCACAGACCUCCCUGGGACAUAGCACCACUUGGAGGAUGCUCCCCAGACCCGCAGAUGGAGGAGGAUCAGCAGCUCAGAGGUUCACUUCCUGGUCGUUGGAUUGGUUCGGGGACAAGGGCCAGGUUUCGGCGACAAGCACCGGGGCCACUCAGGAGGAGAGGCCCUCACUUCAGGGAAGGUCAACACUCCAGGGAAGGACCGGCAGUUUGCUGAGGCGGUGCUCACAGAUCAAAAGCCACCGGCGCUGGGAUGUCGCAAUCCCAGGCAGCUCGGGUGACCCUGGUGGCCCCUUGGCUGUGAAGACAGGCAAGAUCAGAGGAGCAGGUGCUGGCCUCGGGGGACCCCCAGGCUGCACGGUUGGCUUCCAAUGGGUGGGCAGGUGAGCGCUUCUGGAAGCUUCCGGAGCCUGCCCUGCGCAAAUGCCAAUGCGGACUGGAUGUCGGCGCUGUGUCCCCGGCUCUGGGAUGUGCCCCUGCACCACCUGUCCAUCCCAGGGAGCCACGACACCAUGACCUACUGUCUGAAUAAGAAGUCCCCCGUGUCCCACAGCGAGUCCCGCUUGCUGCAGCUGCUGAGCAAGGUGGUGCCAUGUGUGACGCGCCCCGUGGUGCUGAGGUGGUCUGUCACCCAGGCGCUGGACGUCACGCAGCAGCUGGACGCCGGGGUGCGGUACCUGGACCUGCGCAUCGCGCACAUGCUGGAGGGCUCGGAGAAGAACCUGCACUUCGUACACAUGGUGUACACGACGGCGCUGGUGGAGGACACCCUCACGGAGAUCUCCGAGUGGCUGGAGCAGCACCCCCGGGAGGUGGUCAUCCUGGCCUGCAGGAACUUCGAGGGGAUGACGGAGGACCUGCAUGAGUACCUGGUGGCCUGCAUCAGGAACAUCUUUGGGGACAUGCUGUGCCCCCGAGGGGAGCUGCCCACGCUGCGGCAGCUGUGGGCGCGGGGCCAGCAGGUCCUGCUCUCCUACGAGGACGAGGCCUCGGUGCGGCGGCACCCGGAGCUGUGGCCGGGAGUCCCCUACUGGUGGGGCAACAAGGUGAAGUCGGAGGCCCUGAUCCGCUACCUGGAGGACAUGAAGAGCUGCGGCCGCCCGGGGGGCCUGUUCGUGGCCGGCACCAACCUCACCGAGGACCUGGAGUACGUGCUGGCGCACCCGGCCGGGUCCCUGAAGGAGGUGACCCUGUCCAGCCUGCCCGCACUCAGCGCCUGGGUCCGCGAGCAGAGCCCGGGGCCCGGCGCCCGCUGCACCAACAUCAUCGCCGGCGACUUCGUGGGCGCCGACAACUUCGUCGGCGACGUCAUCGGGCUCAACCAGAAGCUGCUGUGGGGCUGACGGUCCCCUCCGGUCAGCCGGGGGCAGCCCGGGGGCAGCCCUGACCCCGGCUGGGCGGGCGCUGCUCCAGAUCCCGCGAGAAGACGUCCUCCGAGCUCCAGAUCCCGCGAGAAGACCUCAAUCCAAGGGAUGUGCCUGUGGUCAGGGGUGACCACGGGGUGGGUCCAGCGGGUGUAUCCCGGGCAGUCCCGACCACGGGGUGGGUCCAACGGAAGUGCCCUGGUCAGCCAUGGAUGUGCUCAUGGGCAUGGCCAUCAUGAUGGGUCCAGCAGAUUUGUCUGUGGUCAACGAUGACAACUGGGAUGGGUCCAGCGGGUGUGCCCUGGUCAGCCGCGACCAAGGGAUGGCUCCAACGAAUGUGCUGUGGUCAACCAUGACUGUUGGGAUAGGCCAGUGGGCGCACCCUGGUCAGCCAUGACCAUGGGGAUGUGUCCAGCGGUGUGCCCUGGUCAGCCAUGACCAUGGGGAUGUGUCCAGCGGUGUGCCCUGGUCACCGAGGCCUACUCAACCCAGCGGGAAGCAUGGCCUGUGCAGGGUGGGGAUGCCAGGAGAGGGGUCAGGGCCUCCUCAUCCUGUGCUUUAGAAAGUCCCCGCUUCCAAGAGUGUCGCGUCCCCUGGACGGAUGGGGUGGGGACCUGUGCAGAGACCCUCUUGCAGUACUCAACACAUGGCCUGGCUGUCAGCUCACUCUGACGCCGCCCUUUCCCCGGGCAGCAGGCUCCUGGGGACCCUGGUCCAUCUUGCUUUGGCCAGCUGUUAGUGGAGGGCCUGAGGGGUGGCCAGUGGGCGGUCCUGCAUCUGCAGGCCCCACAGUGUCACGGGUGGUGUGGUCUGUGUUCUAGUCUCUGCAUCCUGGAGCUCGGGCGCCUGGACUUGCAGGCCGGGGUGGGGGGGGGGACUGUCCCCAGAGGUCAGAGGCUCCUGAGACCCCGCCCCUUGCAGGCUGGCUUCUCCAGGGCCAGCGUUUCCUAGACCCUCCUGGUGGGCACCUGCUGCUGGAGGCCCUGGGCACUGAAGGAGCCCAACCCGGGCUGUUUCCCAGCCUCCUGCCCACUGGGCAGGCCCGGGCAAGGCUGGGGGCUCCCUGGGCGCUGGCCCUGCAGGCGCCGGUGACUGGGUCAAUCUGGACCUCCCGCAGCUGCUGUGGCUGGGGUGCCACCUCCCGGUCCCAGGUCCCUUUAAACCCCGCAGGUGGCCGAGAGGCCUGGUCCUGCAGCCUGCCGCAGCCCUGCAGAGCCGGUGUUCCCUGGCCAUCUGGAUGCCCACGACGCGUCACGGCACCCGUUACGGGCCGUCCUGCCGUCAAAGAAGGGCGCAGACCCGGGUGUUCAGGACCGUCUGGAAAUGGCGCCCUGGUCUGCGAAGCCUGUUGCACUUGGGACCCGCAGGGUGGUUUCAGAGGAAGCUGCUCGGGCUUUGUGGUCACCUGUCAUGGCCGUGUCACGGCCGAGACGCGGCACAGCAGGACCAGCUCUGGGCACAUCCCAGCACUGCCUGGCCCCUCCCCGCCACCAAGCACCCUGGGGACAGCCCUUGGAUGCUCAGGUCACAAGGGCGUCAUUUCCUGUCUUAGGAGCCACCAUUCAGGGUUAGUCCACCCUUGAGGACAAUUAAAAGGAACCAAGCCAAA